Sitophilus oryzae (rice weevil) is the source of this 410-nucleotide messenger RNA. RefSeq lists its product as uncharacterized. NCBI's taxonomy places the organism in Eukaryota, Metazoa, Arthropoda, Insecta, Coleoptera, Curculionidae. The coding region runs from base 7 to 387 and encodes 126 amino acids. The transcript is spliced from 3 exons. The record is from RefSeq and is a predicted model, not a curated record.
AAAUCAAUGCCCAUUGCAUCUAAAAUGGAUAUGGAAGAUGAAAACAUUGAAACCGUUACAGUUUGCAAGCUGAAUGAUAUUGAGAAUGUUGAACCAACGCCUAAUCCAUCUGAAGCUAAUAUGGUAGCCAAAAUCCCAAAAACCCUUGAAGGUUCUAUGAAUGUCACUGGAGAUAUUGUUCUAAUGCCUAGUACAUCAAAAAUAUCUAUGGAAAUCAAAAACCCUCUAUUUUAUACACAGACAAAUACUACCCCAACUAAGCUUAUUUUAAGAAGAGUCCAAAAGCGAUUGUACCAGGAGGUUUCAGAGAAUGAGGAAGCCUUCCCAGAAGAAGAUAGUGAUGAAUAUAUACCCAACUCAGCUGAUUGCAGUGGUGCGAGUACUUAAAUGGGUCACCUGUUAAAAAAGGA